CAUGAUCCUCCUCAACACUCACCCAAGCCAACAUCACACCUUGAACACCGAAACAUAACAACAACAACACACUCACUCACUCACUUCCUCGGAACUAAAAUCUCGCCUUUUCUCACUAAUCCAAGACAACAUAAUCAAUGUUCCCAAAUGGUAACCGCUACAACAGCUCUAAGAUCUCCACCUAAACUCUUCAUAGCCUCAUCUUCCUUAAUUCUAAACUCUCCUUAGGUAAAGUGGCUUAAUCACUCAAUCUUAUAAAACACUUCAGAGACGACUUUUUCCGCAUUGUUGUUCAAUUGGGUACCCGAAUCUCUUUUCAAAAAAACUUUUUUUCUUCUUCUUUCAAAUGGAUGAUCUUUCAUCCAGCCUUCUGUGCCAAGAAAACGAAACGUGUUUGGAAGAAGGAGGUGAAGAAUUAGAAUACCAAUUCGUUGGAUCACAGCAUGAUUGUGGGGUUUCAGAGGAUGAACAUGUGGGAAUUUUGAUUGAGAGAGAGAUCGUUCUUGGGUUCAAAAAGGAUGAAACUAUGGUGAUUGGGGACUGGGUGAAACGUGCACGCAUGGAAGCAAUCAAUUGGGUUCUCAAAACAAGAGCAACACUGGGUUUUCGCUUCGAAACGGCUUAUUUGUCAGUCACAUACUUCGAUCGAUUUCUUUUCAGACGGUCCAUUGAUAGUGAAAAGAGUUGGGCAAUUCGGUUGCUAUCAAUUGCAUGUCUCUCUCUGGCUGCAAAGAUGGAGGAGUGCAUUGUGCCGGGGCUAUCAGAGUUCAAAUUGGAUGAUUAUUCCUUUGAGGGAAAAGUGAUUCAGAAAAUGGAGCUUUUGGUGCUCAGCACAUUGGAGUGGAAAAUGGGAAUCAUCACUCCAUUUGAUUUCCUUUCCUAUUUCAUCAGAAAAAUCUGCAAAGAAUCCCCACCAAGUCCUAUUUUUUCCAAGACCAUGCAACUCAUCUUCACCACAAUGAAAGAGGUCAAUUUAAUGGAUCACAAGCCAUCAGUUAUUGCUGCGGCAGCUACUUUGGUGGCAAUGGAUCAGCAAUUAACGAUAGAUGCGGUGGAGUUGAAGAUGAGUUCAAUUCCACAACAUAGGCUUCUAGAAUCUAAAGAUGUAUUUGAGUACUACAAUCUAAUUCAAAGAUUAUACGAGGAGAAUACCAAAAGCGACACGCAUACGCCAAUUGAGAUGACAGAGAGCUCCCGAGUUACUUCUUCUGCAGCAAUGGCAAAGAGAAGAAGACUCGCAUUCAGUGAUGAUGAAGGAAGUAGUCAUGGGAAGGGACCGGGCUAGCAAAAAAUCCAAAAUUUUGAAUUUUUUUAGGGUCUAAUUAUUUUUGUGACGAUUAUGUAUUGAUAUUCUUGAUUACUUCUAGCACUAAUCUCACCCAGAGAUAGAGGGAGUGAAAAGUGAAACGCACAUGUAUUAGCAUUGAUUGUGACUGCAAGAAAAAUUGUUUAGCAUUGAUUUGAUGUCUUCCUCAGAAAGCAGCAAGGAAAAGAGGAACAAAGGGAGGAAGCAAGAAUAAAAAUACAUGUAUUAGUUGAGAUGUUCAAAUCAAAUCACAACAAAAGCCAGGUGCUGAUCUAGAAAGCUGCAGAAUCAGAAACAGCAAGUUAGGACUUAGGCCAUUGUUUUUCCUUUUUACCCCUAUAUUUUCUUGUGAUUUUUCUCCAUUCUUACUGUUAUUAUUAUUUUUUUUGUUGUUGUUUCGGUUAAUCUUUUUAACCUUCAUUGCCUAUUCGCAACGGAUUUUGUUUUGUCAUAUCUCUUGCAACCUACCUUUUGAUGGAUGCUUGGGAAGUUUAGUAAUGUCUUCAAAAAGGCUGAAAGGGGGGCGAGAAAACUCUGUUGGUGUGUUUGGGUGCAUGCAUGGUCUGUGUUGCAUAAUGGCCAUCACAAAAGUUUUGUAAGGAUGAAUGUGAUUGGAUUUGUUUGAAUGUCUGAGACUACCUUUAAGGCGGGACCUACCCUUUUGCCUGCAAAUUUUACAUGGCUUCGUUGUGUUCUUGGGUCAUGAAACCCGAGAUAAUAGUGUUUGUGGAACCAAAAGCAUUCCUAUGUUGAUUAUGCUUUAAAGCAAUGGACUUUUGUAUCCUGCCAGUUUUAUUCUAUAACAUCCUAAAUUUGGUGUAGCGA
Glycine soja is the source of this 2131-nucleotide messenger RNA. Its product is annotated as cyclin-D5-1-like. Gene Ontology annotation, biological process: regulation of cyclin-dependent protein serine/threonine kinase activity; mitotic cell cycle phase transition. Gene Ontology annotation, molecular function: cyclin-dependent protein serine/threonine kinase regulator activity. Gene Ontology annotation, cellular component: cyclin-dependent protein kinase holoenzyme complex; nucleus; cytoplasm. Lineage: Eukaryota; Viridiplantae; Streptophyta; Magnoliopsida; Fabales; Fabaceae. The record is from RefSeq and is a predicted model, not a curated record. The coding region runs from base 347 to 1285 and encodes 312 amino acids. The transcript has 5 exons.